UAAAAGUAUGAAAAAAAAGUUAGCGAAUCUUUGCCAUCGUUCAUAUAUUCCUUUUCUUUUUUUCCUUUUUUUUUUUCUUCCAGGCCUUAGGUCCAGUUUGAGAGCGAGCGCAAUACUAUGCUUUCCGCAGCAAAAUCCCGGGGUUCAUGCCCUCAGUGUAGGCUGCGGCUGCUGAAUUUGUUUGAAAAUGGCUUCGCCGGUUUACGAACAGAAGCCCCGCGGUCCUCUCCUCGGGCAACUUACUCGAGUCUAAGAAGUCUUCCAUUGAGUAGAAAGUCUAAUGUGCGACUCUUCUCAACGACGAAGCGAAAACUUCAAGACCAGCAGCCGACGGAAAAUCCUUCCAAAUCUAGUGACAUUGAAACCUUCGUACGACAGGCGAAACACGCUUUUGGUGAUACCUUGCCAAAAGGUUAUUUAAAUGAGGAAGAAUAUAAGCUGUACGAGCGACUGUACGGUGCUCCUCUGCGAGUGACUCGGCCAGAAGAUGUUGGCAUCCCAACAUCUAAUUUUGUCUCUGAAUAUGAAGAUGUUGCCUACGAUUCAUCCAAGGGAGUAUUACUACGGGAAGGAGAAGAUGGGAUACUAGAGGAAGUUACCUACGAAACUAAUACUGUGGUAUCUCUUUCUAAAGAUGCCAGUGAUACCAAAGGUCUCGCUUCAGCGAACAUAGAAAGCUCACAAGAACUUCCCUCUGAAGCCGGAAUAACCCAUGUCAAUGCCGUGGCCAAAAGCCAGAGAGAAUAUGAAGCUCUGCUGAGAUUGCAAAAAGACUUCGAGAAUGCUCAGCUGCGAGCAGCCGAAGAAGAGGAAAUCGAUGAAGAGCCCCUAGAGGAGGAGGAGGAGGAGGAGGAAGAUGAAGGCGAGCCCGAUGCGAGGUUUGAGGAUCGAGAAAGUCGCAUUCACAGGUACACCAAAAUAGGCCAUUGGGGAACUAAACCUUCCACCCUCAACCUACCAAAGGCGGAAUUUGUUACUCCCAUCAACGAAUUGCUCGACCGAACAGAUACUAAGCAUAUCAGAGAAGCUGCGGAGAGAGUUUUUGGCGGUCCUGGAUUUCCCAAUUCUGUGGCAACUCCCGAAGUACGAAAAAGCCCCGAGCAAAAACCGGUAGCAAUGCAAGCAGGCCAACAUAAAAUGAGUGAGAUCGAAGCGGACGCUUACGUUGCUACGAACCUUCCAGGAAUGUACGCCUCUGUAAUGAGUGUUCUAGUUGAGGUUAGGAAACGCUUGGGUUCAGAGUGGAUUCCCAAACUCAUCUCGAGAGGCGAUGGCGAGGGCCCUCGUGUGCUUGAUGUCGGUGCGGGAGGAGCUGGGUUAGCAGCCUGGCAGCAAGUUCUCGAGGCUGAAUGGGAGCUUAUGUCUGAGGGGGGCAAGAAGCCUAACCACGGCCCACCAGGAAAAAAAACGGUGGUAGUUGGCUCUCCUCUGCUCCGUCAAAGGAUAUCACGAUUUCUUCAGGACACUACAUUUCUCCCACGUUUGCCAGAUUACAUACACUCGGCCGACAAUCCAGAUUUGUUAGACGCCGGUGACAAGCCGCAGCAUAAGAAGUCAUUCGAUAUAAUCAUCGCUCCUCAUUUACUAUUGCCUCUGAAAGAAGGAUUUAAACGCAAAGCUCUACUGGACAACCUCUGGGAAAUGUUGUCGCCCGACGGUGGCGUUCUUAUUGUUAUGGAGAAAGGUCAUCCGCGGGGUUUUGAAGCUGUAGCGGACGUUCGUUCUCGCCUACUGAAGGAAUUCAUCGUGUCGCCUACCUCGGAUCCUCAACCUACGGAAAUAGAAAUGGAGGCGCGACGGGUCCGGGAGAAAGGCAUGAUUAUUGCCCCCUGUACUAACCACAAGGAAUGCCCAAUGUAUCUGACACCUGGGGUUAGCAGUGGACGAAAAGACUUUUGCCACUUUAGUCAGAGAUAUAUCCGCCCGCCAUUCUUUCAAAAGGUUCUCGGUGCCUCGCAUAGGAAUCACGCCGACAUAAAUUUCAGUUUUAUCGCUAUUCAACGCGGAACUUUGCCCGGCAUGAAGCCAGUUCCUGUACCCGAGCAGGGAGCCGACUUGACUACUCGCGCGUUCAAGGGUUAUGAGAAGGCUAGAGAACAACCGAAUACGUUAUCAUUACCUAGGAACAUCCUCCCUCCCCUGAAACGACGUGGACAUGUGACCCUCGACCUGUGCACACCUACCGGGAAGAUAGAGAGAUGGACUGUUCCCAAAAGCUUCAGCAAGCAAGCGUACCACGACGCACGAAAGACGCAGUGGGGGGAUCUAUGGGCACUAGGUGCUAAGACCCGAGUAGAGCGUAAUAUUCGACUCGGACGAGCAGGUGCAGUGGCUAAUGACGGCGGCGUGCGGUCUCGCGCAAAUACGCAGAGCAACAAGCCGAGGGUUAUUCAUCUCAACGCCGACUCGCGAGGUAUUUACAGUGCUCAGGAGAAGGGCAAGGCACGUGGUCCUGCCGAGAGGCGGACCAAGGGAGGAAAGAAGGCAAAGGUGGCUAAUUUGCUAAAGGAGUUGGAAGAGGAAGGCUUCCAGUGAGCAAGAUGUAUAAGUAGGUAAAUGAUUAGCUUGAAAUUUGUACAAAAUCUCCCCGGUAGGCGUCGGGUAUUACUACGAAUAAAUUGUAAACCAAAUCAAGAUGGACUAUGAACGAUCCGAUCCGCCUUUGCCACAAUAAUUGUAUACACGAUGGUAAUAUGGAAACAUUUUGUUCGACUUAGACAUUUCCGCUGGUGGUCCGCGGAACUCGGUAUACGGGUCGAACGAAACUAAGGUCAAUUGCUUAUUGCUGAUUGGUUAGAUAAGGCUAUCAAGUGCG
Daldinia caldariorum is the source of this 2815-nucleotide messenger RNA. RefSeq names its product mitochondrial small ribosomal subunit Rsm22-domain-containing protein. Gene Ontology annotation, molecular function: methyltransferase activity; structural constituent of ribosome. Bases 118 to 2535 code for a protein of 805 amino acids. The record is from RefSeq and is a predicted model, not a curated record. Gene Ontology annotation, cellular component: mitochondrial small ribosomal subunit. The transcript has 2 exons. Gene Ontology annotation, biological process: translation. Lineage: Eukaryota; Fungi; Ascomycota; Sordariomycetes; Xylariales; Hypoxylaceae.